GUGCCGUGCUCCAGGUCGAUGUCACCAGCGGCGGUUCCCAGCGCGAGCCUCGUUGCCGAGGCCAGCGUUAACGACCGCAGCGACGCGAAUCAUCAUCUUCGCCGAGGACGACACGCCAGGGUGCCGACGACGUCACCUCACUGAUCGCGCGCGAGAAUAAUGAGAAUCAACGCGACGAAGAUGAGCACUCCGAUCGAGGAGAAGAUUGACCAGAAACUGAAGGUGCGGACGGGAAUGGUGACGGUGAGCGACGGGAAGAGCAAACCCGUUCCGAUGCGUUUGCAUCUGUCUAUGGAGGUAUUAAAACUUCAACGGGAGGAUCUGGAGACGAGAACAAAUUUUCAGCAGGCAGUGAAUCACAAUCAGCCACCUCUGGACACUCAGGAGCGCAUGGUGCAGAUCACCAGACAGAAGACCGGCGGUUUGGGGCUGAGCAUUAAGGGCGGUGCGGAACACAAACUUCCGGUGCUCAUAUCGAGGAUCUAUAAGGGUCAGGCUGCCGAUAAGUGCGGUCAACUGUUUAUAGGGGACGCGAUUAUCAAAGUGAACGGGGAAUAUAUCACGGCGUGUAAGCACGACGACGCUGUCAAUAUUUUGAGGAACGCCGGCGACAUAGUGGUUCUAACGGUCAAGCAUUAUCGAGCGGCCAAGCCAUUUCUACAAAAGAACGAUAAAGAGGAGAAGUUGGAUAACGUUGCCAACGGCACGGCGGAGGACGGCUGGAUAUCGCCUAACAGACAAGGGGGUAGCCCCAGGUGCAGUCACAGUCGACAGAGCUCGAACGCAUCUUCCAGCACGAUGCAACAUAAAAAAUGGGUGGACGUCAUUACAGUUCCGCUAAUGAUGGCGUAUGUGACGAGAUACAUAUUCGGCACCGACAAGUUGAGAAGAAACGCGUUCGAAGUCAGAGGACUCAACGGGGCGCGUACAGGAGUGAUACACUGCGACGAUAGCGCUAUUCUCAGCCAAUGGUUGAAAUACAUAACCGAUAACAUAACAGGAUUGACGCAUUUGCAGAUGAAACUGUACAAUCGUAACUUCGGAGUCGGCGAGCGCAUAGAAUAUAUGGGUUGGGUAAAUGAAGCGGUAAGCAACAGCAAUCAACCGUGGCAAAGUUACAGGCCGAGGUUUCUGGCUCUUAAAGGACCGGAUCUGUUGUUAUUCGAGACACCCCCGUGCAACAUAGGCGACUGGUCACGCUGCGCGCUUACGUUCAAAGUGUACCAGACGAUGUUUCGCGUGAUGCGCGAAUCAGAAAAUGUGGACGAGCGGCAGCAUUGCUUCCUGACGCAGAGUCCGGGUAAACCGCCGCGUUAUUUGAGCGUCGAGACCAGGCAAGAACUUCUGCGAGUCGAAGCGGCAUGGCACACGGCGGUGUGUUCGGCUGUCACGCAUUUGAAGAGCAAAACCUUCCCGGUGACUUUCAACGGCAAGAGCGCGUGUUUAACGUUGGAGUGGACUCAAGGAUUCACGUUGUCGUACGAGGGAAUCGGUGAGGUAGCGUGGCGUUACAAAUUCUCACAGUUGAGAGGCUCCAGCGACGACGGCAAGAGCAGGCUCAAGUUGCACUUCCAAGAGCUUGAUAGUAUUGCGAUCGAAACGAAGGAAUUCGAGUGUUCCCAGUUGCAAAACUUGUUGUUUUGUAUGCAUGCGUUUCUUACUGCGAAGGUAGCCGCGGUAGAUCCCACAUUUUUAACGUCGACCACUCCGUAAACAAACAAGCGAGAAGAAUGUAAUAUAGGUGUAACAAUAUUAAAUACGUUAAUGCCGACGAAUCACCAUGCGCGGAUGGAUCACUUUUGUGUUCUGUUGUCGUUUACACGGAUACGGAUAGCGUGUGUGUAUGUGUGUGUGUGUGUGUGUGUGCGUGUGCGCGCGCGUGUGUACGCUGGAAAAUUACAAGAAGAAGAAGACGAAGAAGAAGAAGAAGGAAAAAAAGAGAAGCGACAGAAACUAGUCAAUAUAAUCCAAAAGGUAUUUUUAUUGUUUACAUAUACAAAUCACAAAGUGGUACUACUCUAACUCAUCCUACCAAGCCAAUUUCACAAGUAUGUAUAUGAAUCUAAACGGCUAUCAUAUAGUGCGCAUAUUAGAUAAGUAUAUUCCCGCGAGUUUCUAGGAGUGGUAGUGUGUGGAUGGUGGGCCCGAUGUUUGCGUUAUCAACAUUAUGCUUACGUACAUUUAUACGUAAUAUUGUUUGAAUGUCUUGAGAGAAACGUAACAUUAAUUGCAAUCUGAAUGAAAUUACUUAUAAGUUUUCGAAUGUAGUGUUUUACUCUUUCCGCGUGCUGAAUAUAUAUAUAUAUAUAUAUAUCCCUGUUUUAUUUUGUAUACAAUAUUUAACGGACGAUCACGCGAGUUGACAUAAAAAAAAAAAAAAAAAUUAUAAUUUGUAGAAAUUAAAGCAACACACGCAAAGAGUGACACAUGCCGGUUCAUGAGUUUUAAUUUGCAGUGAUGAGAACGAUCAUUUGUUUUUAUUAUAGUAGAUUAUAUUUUAUAUAUACAUAUAUACAAUGCUUAUAUAUCUCUCUCUAUAUAUAUAUUUGUAUUGCGUGCCGUACAUGUAUCAGGUGCCUUAAAAAAAACCAUGAAAAAAAGAGAAGUUGCGAAAUUAUAAAGGAGGCAUCAAGUUUUCGUUUCUCGUCAAUAAGACAUAUAAAUCAUUACGCGCAUAUAUAUAUACAGUUAGAAACGUGUUGAAACGUAAACCACACGAAUAUUGUCGUUGCAUUUUCGUUCGAAAAAUUCUGAUUUGCGAUUCUUCUGAAUGAUGUUUUGAGAUGAGUGCGAUUGAAUCGAAGAACACGCAGUAUUGAUUCGUCCAUAUGACAAAUCGUCAACAUAACAAUUACAGCCCUAUAGCAAUAAAGCGUUUAAAGUAACUAUUAUGGGUGGCUCACACACUCAAAGCGCGCGCAACGUCGUGAAUAAUCUCGAAAUAGUUCAUUCAUCAACGCAGUAUUAUCGAUGGGGGCAAUAAGUUUUAUAUAAAAAUUAAUAAACGCGGCGGGGAGUAUUGUGACAUUAUCGAGCCGCAGUUAUUAUUGAAACGCGAUCUGUAAUUGUUAUAAUUGUACUUUCCUGGUAUCGGGCGCAAUUAGCUGUACGCGCGUUGCGUUCUAAUGAUUCGCGAACUUUUCUCGUCUGCGUCGAAAGUUCUUACUAUUGAAGAGAGAAAAUAAACGAUACUCACACACUGAAAAAAAAGCUUAUUUGAUACGUAAUGGAGUAUAUAUAGUGUGGGUGUCACAUACAGGUCUCUGUAGUGUCUUCAAAUAUAUCAAUUAUCUCUUUCCAAUAUCUCUCUCUCUCUCACUAUAGUUACUUAGAGUUAACACUGUAUAUUAUAUAUACAUAUAUAUACAUCUUAU
Messenger RNA from Pseudomyrmex gracilis, 3374 nucleotides. RefSeq names its product gamma-1-syntrophin (gene Syn2). Gene Ontology annotation, cellular component: dystrophin-associated glycoprotein complex; intracellular anatomical structure. The transcript has 10 exons. The record is from RefSeq and is a predicted model, not a curated record. Bases 160 to 1713 code for a protein of 517 amino acids. Lineage: Eukaryota; Metazoa; Arthropoda; Insecta; Hymenoptera; Formicidae. Gene Ontology annotation, molecular function: structural molecule activity; protein binding.